Messenger RNA from Cyphellophora attinorum, 1128 nucleotides. RefSeq names its product Norsolorinic acid A. The record is from RefSeq and is a predicted model, not a curated record. The transcript has 3 exons. Lineage: Eukaryota; Fungi; Ascomycota; Eurotiomycetes; Chaetothyriales; Cyphellophoraceae. Bases 1 to 1128 code for a protein of 375 amino acids.
AUGACUGCAUCAACUCCCGCCUCGCCACUCAAGCGGCACAGGCUGCUUGCGCCGUCCGCUGCGGUUCUGGUCAGUCCACUCUGUCUAGGUGGCAUGAAUUUUGGCGAUGCCUGGAAGUCCGCGCUUGGUGAGUGCGACAUGACAACAACAUUUGAGAUACUCGAUACCUUUUACGCCGCUGGAGGCAAUUUUAUCGACACGUCCAACAACUACCAAGCAGAACAAAGCGAGGCCUGGAUCGGGGAAUGGUUGAGUCAACAACCAGACCGGCGCGACGAAAUUGUCAUCGCCACCAAAUAUGCGGAAGACUGGAAGACUCAUUCUGGCCCUUCCCUACAGCAAUCGAACUACGGCGGGAAUUCUGCAAAGUCAUUACACAUUUCUGUGCAGGCAUCCUUGAAGAAGCUCCAAACGACAUACAUCGACCUGUUAUAUGUGCACUUCUGGGAUUACACAGCAAUGGUAGAAGAGGUGAUGAGCAGCCUCAAUGUCCUCGUUACCCAGGGAAAAGUCCUGUACCUGGGGAUAUGCAAUACUCCGGCUUGGGUGGUAGUGAAGUGCAAUGCCUUCGCAAGGUCUCACGGUAUGCGAGGGUUCAGUGUGUACCAAGGCCGAUGGAGUGCUGCUGAUCGAGAUCUCGAGCGCGAGAUUGUGCCCAUGUGUAUGUCCGAGGGCAUGGGCAUCGCGCCUUGGGGCGUGCUUGGAGGUGGUUAUUUCAAGAAUCCUGAGGAUACCGACCGUCAGCCAGAUGGACGCAACCUCGAGUCUCUAAGUGUGGGACGAGAGAGCAGCAUCUCUCUCGUACUUCACAGGAUCGCUCAGUCCCGGCAAGUGCCUUUGACUUCGAUUGCCCUUGCCUACAUAAUGCAUAAGGCGCCGUACGUCUUCCCCAUAGUUGGCGGCCGGAAAGUGUCACAUUUGAAGGCCAAUAUCAGUGCUCUAGGGAUCGCUCUCUCGGACGCCGAGAUGGAGGAAAUUGAGGGCGCGUACGACUUCGACAUUGGCUUUCCGCACAAUCUCAUGUCUGGGCCUAAGCCGCCAAAGAAUCCCGGUGACAAUCUUUUGACACAGAUCCGUGGUCAAUUCGACUUUGUGGAGGGUCCCAGAGCAAUCAAGCCUGCGCUGUGA